This is a messenger RNA of Saccostrea cuccullata (small rock oyster), 710 nucleotides long. RefSeq names its product pre-rRNA-processing protein TSR2 homolog. The transcript is spliced from 6 exons. Gene Ontology annotation, cellular component: nucleus. NCBI's taxonomy places the organism in Eukaryota, Metazoa, Mollusca, Bivalvia, Ostreida, Ostreidae. Gene Ontology annotation, biological process: maturation of SSU-rRNA from tricistronic rRNA transcript (SSU-rRNA, 5.8S rRNA, LSU-rRNA). Bases 10 to 642 code for a protein of 210 amino acids. The record is from RefSeq and is a predicted model, not a curated record.
CUUUCUCUCAUGAGGGUACCUGAAACAUUACACGUACGACUUAAUCAAAUCUUGUUUAGAAUCAUGACAUCCGGGGAAAACACGUUGUUUCCAGCUGCUGUUGCGACAAUUUUUGACAGUUGGACUGUACUUCAGUUAGCAGUCAACCAGGGCUUCGGUGGUGCAGAGAGUAGAGAGAAGGCAGAAUGGAUGAUCACGGCAGUGGAUCAGUGGUUCAGAGAAAACAAGGAUAUAGAGGUGUAUGAACUAGAUGAUUUUCUGGCUGACGUCAUGAAUACAGAGUUUGAUACUAUUGUUGAGGAUGGAAGUUUAUCACAGAUAUCAACUUUGAUAUGCAAAGUUUACAGACUGUGCUGUGAGGGCAAAGAAGAUGAAGUCAGAGAACAAGUAAGGUGCCUCCCUAAAGCUGCUGUCCAGAACUGUUCAAGAGUGGCUGGUAAUGAGGAGGAGGAGGAAGAUGAAGAGGUCAGAGGAGGAGGAUCAGGGGGAAGUAACUUAUCACAAGCCAGUUGUAAUGGAGGCUUAAAUAAUGGAACUGAUAACACUAGAUCCAAAGAAGGAAAAGAGGAAUCAAAAGAGGAAAAAAUGGAAACAGAAGAGGAGGAGGGUUGGACUACAGUGCAUCGUGGGAAACGAAGAUAGCAGAGACAUCAUUAUGUACUCUCUAUUAUAUUGUACAUAAAUAGGUGAAUAAAGUAAAUAGCAUAUAA